GUUGUAACGGAGGGUGAGAGACAGACAACCGUAUAUUACUUCAUCUCUUCACAUCUUUUCUUCUUCCACUCUCAAUUAAACUCACCUUUCUCCCUCUCUAUCUCAAAUCGGUAUUUCGCCGGUGACAAAUGUAGAAGAAAAACCACCAUCAUCGGACUACGCCCCCCCCCCUAUUUCACUACCUAAAUUUCACUUUCAACCAAACUCAAGAAAUGCCCCUUACUCGUUACCAAAUUAGGAACGAGUACGCCUUAGCGGAUCCGGACCUCUACAAGGCCGCCGAUAAAGAUGAUCCCGAAGCUCUUCUUGAAGGCGUUGCCAUGGCCGGCCUUGUCGGCGUCUUGCGCCAGCUCGGUGAUCUUGCCGAGUUUGCUGCUGAGGUAUUCCAUGAUUUACACGAAGAGGUCAUUUCAACAGCUGCAAGAGGCCAUAGUCUUAUGAUUCGGGUGCAACAACUUGAGGCAGAGGUUCCUUCAAUUGAGAAAGCAUUUCUGUCCCAGACAAAUCAUACAUCUUUCUUCACUAGUACAGGACUUGACUGGCAUCCUAAUUUGCAGUCGGAGCAAAGUCAUGUUGCUCGUGGAGACUUACCUCGGUUUGUCAUGGAUUCCUAUGAAGAAUGCAGGGGCCCCCCACGUCUAUUCCUUUUAGACAAGUUUGAUGUUGCAGGUGCGGGGGCAUGUUUGAAGCGAUACACUGACCCUUCAGUAUUUAAAGUGGAGAGAUCAAAUAUUGAGCCUCAAAGGGAGAAGAAAAUUCGUAAAGUGAAGCAGAAGAAAGGACCACGUUGGAGGAAUGGAGGGACGCCAGAAAUUGGACCAGCAUCCCAUACCAAACUACAUCAAUUGUUCUUGGAGGAGCGCAUUGAAAGUUGUUUUAAUGACCCUUUGCGGCUUGUAAAAUUGAAGAAAAGGCAAUUCAAUGGAUGUAUUGACUCCAAAAAUGGCAAAAGCUACAUGGAGAAAUUUCUGGAGACUCCUUCUCCGGAGCAUAAGAUGGUUUAUGAAGCAUCAGUUGCUGCACCAACCUUGCAUUCAAUAGCAGAUAAUACCAAUGAUCUGGGGCUUAGAAUACUUGAUAUCACUACAGUGAGUCCUGCAAGCAAGUCUCCUGGAAGAGGAAGUACAUGCUCUUCUUGUUUAGCCCAAGAAGAAGAGUUAAAAAGACCAAUCAACGGUGAUGCUUCUGGUGACGAGAUUUUCAAGAUGCCUGAAUCAACUGCAGAUGAAGAGAUUGAGACAACUUCCAAUCUUCAAAUGGUGGUGGUCGAAAACCACUUAGAAUAUGGAGAAGGGAAAACAGGGAGCAGUAUUGAUGGGUAUCGUUCUGAUGAGGUAAUUAGUGAAGUAGACAAUUAUGUGGAUGCUCUUGCUACUAUGGAGUCAGAAAUAGAAACAGAUAAUGAACCUAGAUCUAAAACUGUUAAUUUUGGUAGACAUAGAGGUGAGCCUGAUGCUAAUGGUGAAUGCCUAGAAACCCAAGCUCAACUAUCAGAUUCACAAUCCUUUGUAAACUCCUCAGGAUCAGAUAAUGGUAUCAGUUCAUUCAAGAGAGAGAGAUCAAGUUUUUCAUGCUCUGAUACACUAAGUAGUUUGGUUGACAAUAUUCAAUUUGAUUCGGAAGAAACAGCUAAAGUAUUACCUUCAAUUCCUAAAGCAUGCAUGGUGGAUAUUGAAAAUAUGCCAUGUAAUACUGAUUAUACCUCUCUUUCUCAUGAAAACCAUGCUGAUGAACAUGGAGUGCUUGAUGAUACUAGUGUUGAUGAGGAAAGAAAGUCAAAAUCUGAAGUAUCUGGAGAUUCUCGUUUUUUGGAUUCUAUUUCUCCUCAACCGCAGUUAGACCCAGAAUCAUGCUCAUCUCCAUCCUUAUUGGGGGACCCGAAGUUGUAUAAAAAAUCAUCUACUGACUUUGCUAAUAGUCUGCAAGCAUCAAUUACAGAGACAGACUUAGGUUGUGAUGAAGAUGUUUACCUUGAUGUUCCCUCCAAGGCUGUUAGUAGCGGUAACUACACAAUUCCAUCUGAAGGUAUUAAAGACAGGAAGGGUGUGGAUGUAGAUGCCACAUCUGAAAAUUCAUUACAUCUUCCGAAUGUCUUGGGGCAAGCUGUUGAGAUUCAAGCUGUAGAAAAAGUUGAGGAUACAAUGCUGCAAAAAGAAUACCAAGAUGAUAGAACUAUUGACAAGCAAGAAAUUGAACCGUCUCCUAGUUCUUUAUUGCCCUCUGAGACUUCAAGUGUUUCUACAAAUGAUUCUUCAGAUUACAAAUACGAUGCCAUUGCUCUGAAAGGCGAUGAUAAAAUUGUGAUAGAUGAAGCAAAAUGUGAAAACUCACCUCUUGCAGUAGAUUUAUUGCAGAUCCAGGAUUUGAAGGAUGACAACAUAGUUGCUGGAGCAAAAUAUGAAGACUUGCCUCUUGCAGCAGAUUUCUCCCAGACACAAGAUUUGAAGGAUCAAGUGGAAAAUGCAGCAGAUGAUGUUCUUCUAGUUGAAGAUGGUAGGACAGAAACUGAUGUAACAUAUUCUGUGAGGGAUCCAAAUGUUGUAGAUAUAACAAGGGCAGAUGAUGAUGGAAAAGUAACCAUAUUCACCCAUGCUGAUGAUACCUCAGAAGAAAAGCAACUUUGUUAUCCAAAUGAUACUGUUCCUGAGCAUUUGAACUCACGAGGCUUCGUUGAAACAGUUAAUUACGAAGGUGUGACUUUGUCUAGCACUUCUGUUUCCUCCCAUGAUGAAAUCACUCCACCAGGUGAUCUGGACCAUGAGGCUUCUGUGAGUUAUAGUAAUUUUGCAACUGGAAAGGUUAAAGCAGAUGAGGUUGUUGAUUCUGGAAGCUAUAGUGACAUUGUGACUGAAAAGGUUCCAGCAGAUAAGGUGGCUGAUUCUGAAGCCUUUAGUGACAUUGUGACUGAAAAGGUUCAAGCAGACGGGGCAGUUGAUUCUGUAGCCUGUAGUGACAUUUGGACUGAAAAGGUUCGAUCAGAAAAGUUGGUUGAUUUUGUUAACUGUAGUCAUGUUGUGGCAGACAAGGUUCGAGCAGAUGAGAUUGUUGUUCAACGGGCUGAAGUUAUACCCAAGAAUUUAUCUCAGUCUGGUGAUGAAGAGAAUAUGAGCAUAGAUAAGCUUCCAACUGGAGCAUGUGAAGAACAUGGACUUGCUUUUGAUGCUGAUCACACAACUAGUAAUGAUAUGAAUGGAAUUGUUGGCACACCCUUGAAUGAUAUUUUAUCUACAUCAGAGAAUGUUAGGGGUGAUUUAUCAGAAAACCAUCUUGCCUUAGAGAACUCGAGUGAUUUGUCAGAAAACCAUAGUGGCUUAGAGAACUCAUAUCCAAAUCAGAAUGGAUUUAAAGAUGUUUCAGAUUACUCUGGAGACAAAGUAAAGCACAUGGAAGUUUCUGCACCUUUAGAAUCCAAAGAUGAAUCGAUUUCCGGCUACCAAGAUUCAGUUGUGGAUGUUCUUUCUUUUGGACCAAAAUAUUUGGAAUUAAGAAAUCUAGAAUCAAAGCCCAAUUCUUAUCAUCAGGAUGAUCUUAAAGAGGGCAUCGAAUUUAUAUCCCCUCCCCCUCUAUGUUUCUCCUCUGCCAUUGAGACUUCCAGUAGACCAAAACCAGAUUUGCAAACUAAACACAAGGAAAUGGAGCUUGUGCAGGAAGAUCUUGAUGUUUCCACUUCUGCACUCAUUGGACAACGAUCUACUAGUCAAUUAGAUGAAGAGAAAGUUGAGCUGGUACAGUCUUCAGACCCAUUCCUGCAGGAUCAAAGUUUCAAAGGUAAAUCUGAUGGAGCAACCAUUGAAGCUGGACAUUCUCUUUCAGAGUUAUAUAAACAACAUCCGAUUGGUGAACACAACGUGACAGGUCCUGCAAUGAAUACAUUACAACCCGUCCUACCUAGUUACAUGUUGCUGCCUGAGGUACCUCAAGUCAGUUUGAACGAGAUGCCACCAUUGCCCCCUCUACCUCCAAUGCAAUGGAGGUUAGGGAAGAUUCAACAAGCUUUUCCUGCUCCACCUAGAAAUGACGAUCCACUUAAAUUGAUAUUUCCAUCAUCAAUUGCACCGCCUUUACAACCUGAGAACCCCUACACUUGCUUUCAAGAUAACAAGCUCACGAACAUAUCUGGUAACAUGGUACAUAACACAAUGCAGCCUCCUCCAUUCUCACUGCAAUCGCCCAUGAUUAACAACGAAAACUUUCAAUAUAGUUCUGCAAUCAUGGAGAAACAAUAUAAUAACCCAUUUUUAAAUUUACCGCCAAUGGCCAAGGAAACCCCGAAGCAUGAUUCUCUCAAGUCUGAUGAACAAGAACUACACUCUGAUCCGAAACUACCUUCACUAGGACCGACUAAUGAUGAUGCAAAUUGUAAAAAUGAUAACGAAUCUUCAUAUUUGCAGUCAUUCCAACCGUUUAGUUACUCAGCAUCAGAAACAGUCUUAAAGCCACAAGAUUUUGAAGGGGGACAGAGAACUUCCCAUGCUAUGAUGGUGCCUCCAUCGUUGAUGAAGAAUGAACAGUCUCGGGAUGACUUACCAAAUACAGAGGAGGAACUAGCUUCAUCUUCUAACACAGCUCUUAUGCCGUCAACCUCUGGGGUCGAGAUGCCAAAUGGAAAUCCACCUACCAGUAGUAAGCUACUUCGUCCACGAAGCCCUCUCAUAGAUGCUGUUGCUGCUCACGAUAAAAGCAAGUUGAGAAAAGUUUCUGAUCGGAUACUGCCUGAAAUGGGACCCAAGGUAGAUGAAAGAGAUUCACUUCUAGCGCAGAUUCGAACCAAGUCCUUUAGCUUGAAGCCCGCAGUGGUAACAAGACCCAGCAUUCAGGGUCCGAAAACCAAUUUGAGGGUCGCUGCUAUCUUGGAGAAAGCAAAUGCAAUUCGACAGGCAUUUGCUGGAAGCGAUGAUGAAGAUGACAACAGUGAUAGUUGGAGUGACUCUGAAUAAACUUUCAGCUCCUUCCAUAAAUACUCCAUCAUUUCUUUGCCAUGAAACUGGGCUGAGGUUUCUUGCUCUUCUCCCUUGCAUGGUAAUUGGAGUAGUUUAGCGCACUCUUCUUGUCUAAGCUUCUUCAUAUAUGUAAAUCAUACGUCACAUGUCCUCCCGCACCCCUCUCUGUUCUCUCUAUUUUGGUUUGAUCUUUUGGUCCCUAGCUCUGGUUCAUCAACAAAACAGUACCACCUGGGCAAACAAACGGUAUACAACAUACGAUACGAGGUAGAGUAUUACUCAACAAGAGGUGGACCACCGAUCAGAGUCAGUGUUUUUCUGAGUAUUUGGUAAAAUCUUGGCAAAUGUAAAUGGUAUUGGAAUGGGAUUAAAUUUUGGUAUGUAGACAUACUUUUGAUGUAAUUUUUGUAAUUGUAGCGUCUUUGUGUCAUCAUCACCUUUUUACUUCUGUUCCGGCCUCGUAUAUUAUAAUGGCCCCCUUUCUUAGUAUAGUGAAAUUCUUUGGUAAUGUGACACUUUAUACCAAUAUGUAUUUAUGUUAUAUACAGACUUAGCUUUAUCUUUUA
Molecule: messenger RNA, 5506 nt
Organism: Cucumis melo (muskmelon)
Lineage: Eukaryota; Viridiplantae; Streptophyta; Magnoliopsida; Cucurbitales; Cucurbitaceae
Product: protein SCAR2
Exons: 9
Coding region: 213-4937 (1574 amino acids)
Biological process (GO): actin cytoskeleton organization; positive regulation of Arp2/3 complex-mediated actin nucleation
Cellular component (GO): cytoskeleton
Molecular function (GO): Arp2/3 complex binding; protein kinase A regulatory subunit binding; actin binding
Source: RefSeq, a predicted model, not a curated record